Molecule: messenger RNA, 1239 nt
Organism: Perkinsus marinus ATCC 50983
Lineage: Eukaryota; Perkinsozoa; Perkinsida; Perkinsidae
Product: Inorganic phosphate transporter, putative
Exons: 11
Coding region: 1-1239 (412 amino acids)
Biological process (GO): transmembrane transport
Cellular component (GO): membrane
Molecular function (GO): transmembrane transporter activity
Source: RefSeq, a predicted model, not a curated record
AUGAUCAUGGGACCUGUCUCCAUGCUCUUGGAUGACCAUUGGAGUUUGCCACCUCUCACGAGGGCCUUACUAGCCGCUGCAGUGCAUCUGGGCUACUUGUGUGGAUGCCUGCUCUCUGGCCUUAUCGGAGAUCGUCUUGGUCGGAGGCCCUGCGUCCUCAUGUCGUAUCUUCUCAUGGGAGGGUUCGGCUUCGCCUGCUCAUCUGCUUCAACUGAAAUGCUGAUGCUAGCGUAUCGCUUCGGAACAGGCAUAGGGUGUGGCCUUGGUAUACCUGCUGUGUUCGCCCUCCUCACUGAGGUCUCCCCUUCGAAGCAUCGAGCCGAGGGGCUCAUCAUGAUGGCAUCCUCUGUCGUCUUUGGAGAGCUCUACGCUGCAGCUGGCGUGUUAUUCGUCGACCCCCAGUUAGCCAAAAGCGGUGACCACUGUGACAUUCAUCUCCUCAGCGUUAUGCAGGAGGCCGGUCAUCAGAUCUGCUCCUGGAGAACUCUACUACAAAUUGCCGCGGUGCCAUCACUGCUCAUGGUUAUGUUCGCGCUCACUAUGUUAUGGGAGUCCCCGCAGUUCGUAACAGUCCGACAUCGCGACUAUCAGGAAGUGAAUAGAAUCCUGAAAGCUGUGCGGAAGUCCAAUGGGGCCUAUCAAGUACCCAUAAGAUUCACUCCCGACUCACGAGUCGUCCGGGAGCAGCCCUUCACCCUACGGCCGACUCCCGCUGCUCGAGAGGUAUGUGCAUUUGAGACAAUGACUGGUAAACACUACUCCGGAACGGUAUGGACGUUAAUUCUGGUCACUGCAUGCAAGGAUUUCUCACUAUACGGCCUUACUUACAUUCUUCCACAAUAUUUCCGCAACAUCAAGACGAUGUCGAUCGGCUUGCAGCUGGUACUAUCAAGUGCUCUGGCUGUUCCCGACUGGAUGGGCACUGCUUCUGCGUACACUCUGAAAGGACUGGUCCUGGGGUACUUCUCGGUGGUGUCCACCUACACUGCCGAAGUAUUCCCCACCAGCUGUAGAAUGACGGUGAUUGGGAUCAUCUCUGGUAUAGGCCGUUUAGGUGGGGUAGCUGCGCCCCUCCUACUCGAGGCCUCCAAGCAAUACUACCAGCAGACGUUCGACCUGUUCAUCACGAUGGUCAUCAUCCUUAUGGUCGCAGCGACGACAGCCAGUGGCAUCAACUUGAUUUGGAUCGGCAUGAUGUCGAACCUCGAGCCUUGGAAGGAUAAAUAUACAUUCCAUUAG